CAUCUUGAAUUUAAAGGGUCCGCAAAGAAAACAAACAGAGAUCAGCGGCGGCGGCGGCAGCGGAGGCAGCGGCUCCACCUCGACCCCGGGCUCCACCCGGCCCUUACACGCUGCACUCGGCAGGCUCCUGCGACAUGUCCACGAUGGUUUACCCAAGGGAUGAGAAGCUGGAGAAGCUGAGCCAGGAGGACAUCAUCUCCAACACCAAGCUGGUGAUGCAGGGGCUGGAGGCGCUGAAAAACGAGCACAACUCCAUCCUGCACAGCCUGAUGGAGACCAUCAAGUGUCUGAAGAAGGAUGAGGAGGCCAACCUGGUGCACGAGAAGUCCGGCCUGAUCCGCAAGUCUGUGGAGAUGAUCGAGCUGGGCCUGGGCGAGGCACAGGUAAUGAUGGCGCUCUCGGCCCACCUGAACGCAGUGGAGUCGGAGAAGCAGAAGCUGCGUGCGCAGGUUCGCCGCUUGUGCCAGGAGAACCAGUGGCUGCGGGAUGAGCUGGCUGGGACGCAGCAGAAGCUGCAGCGCAGCGAGCAGUCGGUGGCACAGCUGGACGAGGAGAAGAAGCACCUGGAGUUCAUGAACCAGCUGAAGAAAUACGACGACGACACCUCUCCCUCGGACGAGAAGGAGGGAGAUUCUUCCAGAGAUUCACUGGAUGACCUGUUCCCCGAGGAGGAGGAACACGGGCCUGGAACAGCAUCACACGCCCACGGCAGCAGUGCAGUGGCAGCGGCGCAGCAGUGCGGCUACGAGAUUCCUGCACGUCUGCGGACGCUGCACAACCUGGUGAUCCAGUACGCCUCGCAGGGCCGCUACGAGGUGGCCGUGCCGCUGUGUAAGCAGGCGCUGGAGGACCUGGAGAAAACCUCCGGCCAUGACCACCCCGACGUGGCCACCAUGCUCAAUAUCCUGGCACUGGUGUACAGGGACCAGAAUAAAUACAAGGAGGCUGCGCACCUCCUCAACGACGCACUGAAUAUCCGGGAGAAAACCCUGGGCAAGGAUCACCCGGCCGUAGCAGCCACCCUGAACAACCUGGCCGUCCUGCACGGCAAGAGGGGCAAGUACAAGGAGGCUGAGCCCCUGUGUAAGAGGGCGCUGGAGAUCCGCGAGAAGGUCCUGGGCCGAGACCACCCAGACGUGGCGAAGCAGCUGAACAACCUGGCGCUGCUUUGCCAGAACCAGGGCAAGUACGAGGAGGUGGAGUACUACUACCGGCGCGCCCUCGACAUCUACCAGAGUCGCCUCGGCAACGACGACCCCAAUGUGGCCAAGACCAAGAACAACCUGGCCUCCUGCUACCUGAAGCAAUGCAAGUACAAGGAGGCAGAGACCCUGUACAAGGACAUCCUGACCCGGGCCCACGAGAAGGAGUUUGGAUCAGUGAACGGAGAGAAUAAACCCAUCUGGAUGCACGCAGAGGAGCGGGAGGAGCUGAGCAAGGGCAAGCACAAGGACAGCGCGCCCUACGCCGAGUAUGGAGGCUGGUACAAGGCCUGCAAGGUCAACAGCCCCACAGUGAACACCACGCUGAGGAACCUGGGUGCUCUGUACCGACGUCAGGGCAAGCUGGAGGCUGCGGAGACCCUGGAGGAGUGUGCCACACGCUCCCGCAAACAGGGUCUGGAUCCCAUCCACCAGACCCGUGUGGUGGAGAUCCUGAAGGACGGUGAUGCGGUGGACCGGCGACGCAGCCUGGCCGGCAACCCGGUGAAGUACGAGGGGGGUUCAGUGGGCAGCGAGGAGGUCAGCGUGGGAGUGGAGUGGACCGGGGCCUAGUGAGCAGCCCCUGGCCCAGGGAGGAUGUUGUGGUGCCCAGCGACCCGCUCCCCCAUCGCCCCGCCUCUCUGCUGCUCCUCCUCUCUCGCCGCCCGGACUCUGCUUCUCCCCGACAACCCAGCGAGGGCCACGGACAGGCCCGCUCUCCAGAUCCCCCCGGCCUGGACCUCCACUCACACUCUGUGCUGCCCGGACCCCAGGGGGGCUCCCCCUGGCUGCUGCGUGUCUGGGGGGGGAGGGUGCUUGGGUCCGAUGGGGGUAGGGGUGCGGGUGGGAGGUGAGUGUUAUGACGGAGGGUGGGCUACCUCCCUGUGUUGGCAGUGUGAUCGCAUGUGUCCCGCAGUGUCCCAGAGCCCGGCUGGUCAGGGAAGCAGUUCCAUUUAGAGUCCCCACCACAGACCUGGAGCUAUGGCUGUGUUCCUUAACGGGGAGACCACUGCACUGCGCGGCAGCUCUCCCACCCUCAGCAAUCUCCACCCCAUGGCCAGUGAGCAGUGACCACCAGCUCCCAAUGUCAACCCCACCCCACACCACCUACUCCAUGUUGAACCCUGUCCUGUGAGUGUUCGACAGGACGAAGUAGAGGGAGCGUCACUCUGAGCCUAACCCCAGGAGAGUGUGAUGGGACAGUGUAGAGGGAGUGUCACUCUGUCUGACCCCGGGAGAGUGUAGAGGGAGCUUUGCUGCUCCAGGUUCCAGCAUCUGCAGUCUCUUGUGUCAAUACAUAGAAAGAAUCGGUCCCCACAGUGGAGACCCCCCCACAACUCACCCCCACUCCAGGCACCUUGUUUUCAAUGGGUUGCUCCAUAUUCAAAACUGUGCCCCCAGUUCCAGGAAAGCAAGGGCUUGCAGAUGCUGGUAAUCCGAUAUAAGUCGAGAGAAUACUGGAAUGUAGCAGGUCAGGCAGCAUUGGCAAGGAGAGAAACAGGGUUAAUGUUUCCGGUUUAUGGGCCUCAGCAGUGCGUGUGGAAGGUCGUUGACCUGAAAUAUUGGUCCUACUUCUCCCUUUGCAGAUGCAGCUCGACCUGCCCAAUGUUCCCUGCAUUAUCUGGAUUUAGCCCAGGUUCUGGAUUGCCCCUACCAGAAGAAACUUCUCUCAGCAUCCACCCUGCCCACCCUCCUUCAAUCACAUCUUCUUCCUCGACUCUGUGCAGUCAUGGAGUUGCCCGACAUGGGGACAGGCCAUUCGGCCCACACGUGCACGGCCCAGCCUCUUCCCACCUCGGCUGCUCUGUCGCCCCACCUUGUCUUUGAGGGCUCAGAGCGCACAGACUGGGAAUGGCACGGUGCACCCUCUGCAUGGAGGGGCAGGCAGCGGUGGUGAUGGAGAUCCCCUCCACUGAGGCCCUCCCAGGACCAGCGGAUACGGGUGGUGGGGCCGAAUGUUUCCGUGGCCCAGAGGACGGGCCUUUGGCCCAAGCAGACCGUUGUCUCACCCACAGCUGGUGAAGGGGGUAGGACUCCAACGUUCAGAAGGCUUUGGGACAGAUAUAGGACGGGAAGGGUUUAGGGGACUCGGCCAACUCACUCAGCAUGCACGAGGUGGGCCGAAGGGCCUGUUUCCACGCUGAAUAGCUCUCACUCUGAGGUGUACUGCAUGCUCAGGCCAAUGCUACACUGCCUGAGCUGUGUAUGAAGGCAGAGCUGCUGGCCGUGUGGGUGUAAACUGGCUCCACAGUCUGUGAGCUGUGGCAGGGACUCUGUGCCUCAUCACAUCCCAGGAGAGGUGCACCAGCCUCUUCCUUCAGCAGUAGCAGAGUGCGGGUCGAAGUGACCAUGGUCACUUUAGGCAGCACAGUGGCACAGCAGUAGAUUUGCUGCUUCACAGCACCAGAGACCAGGAUUUGUUCCUGACUACGGGUGCCGUCUGUACAGAGUUUGGACGUUCUCCGUGUGACUGUGUGGGUUUUUUCCCCGGCUGCUCCGGUUUCCUUCAACACUCCAAAGAUGUGCGGGUUGGUAGGAUAGUUUACUUCUGUAAAUUGUCCCUAGUGUGUAGGAUAGAACUAAUGUAUGUGGCGAUCACUAGUCGGUGUGGACUCAGUGGGUCGAAGGGCCUGUUUCCACGCUGUAUCUCUAAACUAACAGUCCCACGGCAUGGAGCUCCCCAGCGGGGCGGACCUGGCCUGUCCACCGCCCCUGCUCGUGGUAGCGUUGGCUUCCUGGUUGGGGCUGGGUGAGUGAACGACUGGAGAACUAAACCUUUAGACUUUACAGCGUGGAAACUGGCCCUUCAGCCCACCAAAUCCAGCGAUUUUGUUUAAUUUUUUUCUCCCCCACAUACACUAGCACUCUCCGACACACUCGGGACCAUUUACAAUUUGUAGAAGCCAAUUAACUUACAAACCUGCACAUCUCUGAAAUGGGGAGGAAACCAGAGCAGUUGGAGAAAACCCAUGUGGUCAUGGGGAGAACGUGCAAACUCUGUACAGACAGCACCCGGUCAGGAUUGAACCCGGGUUGCUGGCUUUGUAAGGCAGCAACUCUAUCGCUGUGCCACCAUGUUAAGGAGGCCCCUGCCCUUCUCUCCAGCACUGCUGCUGCUCUCAGUGUGAACAGAACACUGGGCCCUGCACGGACAGGACCUUCCCCAGAGCCACGGCAAGGUGCAGUAGAUGACUCCAGCUCCAGCCCCUCACCUCAGGAUCUCCAGCAAGGAGAGACUGCGGGCUUGGCAGCUGAGGGGGCGACCUUAAAGAGGUGUAUAAAAUUGUGAGUGGCAUAGAUAAAGUGUAUGGUCACAGAUUUUUUAUUCUCCAGAGUAGGGGAGUCUAAAACUAGAGGGCAUAAGUUUAAGGUGAGAGUGGAGGAUUUAAAGAGAACAUUUGUGGCAAUUUUUUCACAUGGAGGGUGGUGCGUAUAUAGAACAAGCUGCCGGAGGAAAUGCUGAGGCAGGUUUAAAAGAUAGUUGGUUGGGUACACGGACAGGAAAGGAUUGGAGGGAUACGGGUGAGGUACAGGCAAAUUAAUCUAGCUCCGGUAGGCAGCUUGGUCAGCAUGCAUGAGUUGGGCCGAAGGGCCUGUUUACGUGCUGUCUGACACUGGAGAGAUGGCCACCCCACCAGAAGUGGGCCAGUUGUCUGAGGGGGAAACACUCUCCUCCCUCCCUCCCCUGGCGGCUUGGUAGGCUGUGGGUUGCCCACAGCAAUCUUGUCUCCCUUCCCUGAGACCCGAGGGGUUGGGAAACCAACAGAGAGUCCACAGUCACUGCUCCCACCCCCACCCCAACCAGUGAUGCUGUCUGGGGGGGAGGGGGGACUCCACUCCAAAGGACAGGGACAGCUUGAGGAAGGCCUGGUGCAUCUGGGAUGAGGAAGGAUGUUGGAGAGGCCGGGGACUCCGGCCCUCACCCAGCCCGAGGGGUAAUGGCUGUCACUUGGAGGCCAAGACCACCCAUACUGAAACCCAGCACAGAGGAAUGCUCCCGACACCCAGCGAGGGGGGCAGGCGGGCGCGCUGGUGUGGAGCUCAGCCCGGCAUGGUCCCAGGUGUGGGACAGGGCCACAGCCCAGAGUCCACACCUCAGUGCCAACCUGGAACCAAAACCUCAGCUGGUUCGAGCAGCUCCAUUGUACGUGGGACAUGUUGGUACAUGGAGGUCUAGUCAGCCCAGCAACACAGGCCCCACGACACUGCCCACCGCUCCCCUGGCUGUUCUCACUGCGACACUGACAAAACGGAUGAUUCUGUCUCCUUCUGCCACGAUCACACUCUAUCCGUCUCUCACUGCCUCCCUUUCUCGUCACCUUCGCCCGCUUCCUCUGACUCUCUCACUUUUGCUCUCUGCUUCCUCUCCCCUCCCUGUUUCUCCCCACCCUCGCUCUCCUACCCCUGUCUUUCUCACCGUCUCCCUCAGUUUCUUCGCCCCCCCUCACCCCCAACAGUCUGACUCCACUUUCUCCUCAUCUUUCUCCCACGCUGUCUCCCUGCACUCUUUGCCCAUGCCAAUGUCCCCAGCGUACUCUCCCUGUCUCCCCGCAUUCUCUCUGCUGCUCACACUGCCUCAACUACACCGUGGUCUCGCCCCAUCUCACCAGGCUCUCUGCAGUGCGCUCUCCUUGUCUUGUGACGUGCUCACACCCUCCACAGUGUGGUCUCAUUGUGUCCCCACCCGCUCUCCACAUCUCUCGGCACUUUCCCUGUCUCCUCUUGCGCGCGCUCCCUCCAUCUCCACAGCUUGCACCCGGUUUCCCCAUUCGCUCUCCCUGUCCCACACACUCUACCCAUUGGCCCUACGUUUUCUCCCUCUCUCCUCCUGCCUCCACCUCUGUCUCUGGGGAAGGUUUGUGCCUGUAUGUGAUUCUCUUUGGACUGCUCUGUUUUUGUGUGUUAUUUUCACUGGCUGUAAUGACCUGAAUUGGAAAUAAAGUGGCCUGCUGUCUGUG
Amblyraja radiata (thorny skate) is the source of this 6160-nucleotide messenger RNA. RefSeq names its product kinesin light chain 1b (gene klc1b). Gene Ontology annotation, molecular function: kinesin binding. The transcript has 14 exons. Gene Ontology annotation, cellular component: cytoplasm; kinesin complex. The record is from RefSeq and is a predicted model, not a curated record. NCBI's taxonomy places the organism in Eukaryota, Metazoa, Chordata, Chondrichthyes, Rajiformes, Rajidae. Gene Ontology annotation, biological process: microtubule-based movement. The coding region runs from base 135 to 1775 and encodes 546 amino acids.